AUGGCCGUGCAACUCCUCACCCAAGCCGAUGGCUAUGGCAUCAUCAUUGGUCUUUCAGUGUUGUUCUGCCUCAUUAUCCUGGCCGCCGUCCGCAUCCAGAAGAGGUACCUUUCGGAGGACAGCGAUCAGUCCGAGAUGUUCAUGGUUGCCAACCGUUCCGUUGGUACUGGAUUGACGGCCUCGGCUGUCUUCUCGAGUUGGAUGUGGAUCAAUGAGAGCGUCUUUUCGGCUGCCUAUACCUACCGUUGGGGCGUCGCGUUACCGAUAUGGUGGGCCAGUGGACUGUCCUUUCAGAUUGCGCUCAUGGCGGUGCUUGGAAUCGUUGCCAAAUUGCGGGUUCCGUAUGCGCAUACCUCCCUCGAGAUCAUCAGAAUGAGAUACGGAAAAUACGCGCAUUGGCUGUUCAUUCUCCUCAACCUGGUCAACAACGUCUUUGGUUGUGGCAGCAUGAUCCUCGCAGGGGCUCAAUUGGUGACUGGCAUGACCGGAAUGCACGUUAUCGCUGCCUGUAUCCUGAUUCCUGCUGGAGUUGUCACCUAUACAGCAGUUGGCGGUUUAAAGGCGACUUUCUUAACCGAUUACCUGCAUACGCUCAUCGCUCUUAUCCUGCUGAUCUACUUUUCUCUUGCUGUCUUGACGAACGAGCACAUCGGGGGAAUCUCGGGCUUGUACGAAAAAGUCAAGGCGACAAACGACUAUAUCCCCGGAAACUACAAGGGCUCACUGUUGACCAUGAAGUCCAAGAGCUCGCUCCUUUUCGGCCUGGUGUUGAAGUUCGGGAACCUUGCGUUGGUGCUCAUGGACACGGCCUUUUGGCAGAAGGCAUUCGCCUCCGAAGUUCACUCGACUGUGCCCGCCUAUGACCUUGUGUCUGUGGUCAUCCUGGCAAUCCCUUGGUGCACGGGUACCAUCAUCGGGUUGAGCGCCCGCGCCAUCGAAAAGACUCCAGUCUGGUUUGACUAUCCCAACACUUUGACACUCACCCAGGUCAACUCAGGGCUGGUGAUGCCAUAUGUGCUCAGGUCGCUGCUUGGAACCGGUGCCACUGCUGGGCUGCUUGUGCUGAUCUUCAUGGCCAUCACCAGCACGGUGUCUUCGUCCAUGAUCGCUGUCAGCAGCAUCAUCUCUCUGGACUUUUUCCGCACGUACAUCGACCCCGGUGCGUCCGACCGCAGGACGCUCAAGGUGAGCCACUGGGGCGUCGUCUUCCACGGGUGUUUUAUGGCCGGCUUCGCCAUCAUGCUCGAGUACGCCGGCGCCACCAACAACUGGUCCACCUACUUCCGACCCAUUGUGGCGUGUCCUGGCAUUCUGCCCAUGAUCUUGACGCUUCUGUGGUCGAGACAGACGAAGCUGGCGGCGAUCCUCAGUCCCAUUUUGGGGUUGUUGUCGGGUAUCGCGACGUGGCUUUCGCUGUCGUGGGCGUGGGCCGGGGCGAUCAACAUCCAAACCACGCAGGCUCAGGUGCCCGGUCUCUACGCGGCCAUUGUCUCCUUCUUCUCCCCCGCGCUCUAUUCUGUUAUUAUCUCUCUGCUCUGGCCGGGCCGGUUCGACUGGCGCGAAUUCCUCCGGAUCGACCUGAUCGAGGACAAGAGCCAGCCGAGCAGCACGCUGCAGUCGACCCUACCCAGCAGCGAAGCCGUCAACGAGACGUCCAAGACGGCGGGCACCUCGGAGAAAGAAGCAUACGUCACCAGCACCGGUGGCGAGGAGACAUCCCCGACCCGCAAUGUGGCACAGCCCCGUCAACGCAACGCUCAAGUGCCCCUCGACGAGGUGGUGCACCCCUUCGACGACGCGACCCUCCGCCACAUCCGGAAGUGGUUCAAGAUCGCCAGCGCCUACUUUGUCGUCAACGUCCUGGUCACCAUCGUCCUCUGGCCCCUGCCGCUGUACCGCGACUGGAUCUUCACCAAGAGCUUUUUUGGGGGAUGGGUCACCGUGGCCAUCAUCUGGCAUUUCGGCGCCAUGUUUUCUGUUAUCGUCUACCCGAUCUACGACGGGCGGCACGAGAUUGCGCGGGCGGUGCGCGGGAUGGUCAAGGAGGUGAGGGGGAGAUAG
Messenger RNA from Fonsecaea nubica, 2061 nucleotides. RefSeq lists its product as hypothetical. Gene Ontology annotation, cellular component: plasma membrane. Gene Ontology annotation, biological process: urea transmembrane transport. The transcript is spliced from 4 exons. Bases 1 to 2061 code for a protein of 686 amino acids. Lineage: Eukaryota; Fungi; Ascomycota; Eurotiomycetes; Chaetothyriales; Herpotrichiellaceae. The record is from RefSeq and is a predicted model, not a curated record. Gene Ontology annotation, molecular function: urea transmembrane transporter activity.